AUGAGCCGUGCCAGGCACAUGGGCAAGAUCCGGAAACGCCUGGAAGAUGUCAAGAACCAGUGGGCCCGGCCAGCCAGGGCCAACUUCCACGACAACGAGAGUGCCCGGCUGGCCACAGAUGCCCUCCUGGACGGGGGGCCUGAGGCGUAUUGGCGGGUGCUCAGCGAGGAAGGUGAGGUGGACUUCCUGUCUUCUGAGGAGGCGCAGUACAUCCAGGCCCAGGCCAAGGAGCCCCACUGCAGUCCAGAGGCCCAUGGGGGGACCGAGGCGGGCCCCAGAGGACAUGACACGGCCUCCCUGCUGUCGGGCACCUACUUCCCCAUGGCUUCGGAUGGCAGCGAGCCGACCCUGCUGCAUAGCUGGGCCUCGGGCGAGAAGCCCUACCUGAAGGAGCCGUCCAGUGCCACUGUGUACCUGCAGACGGACAGGCACAGCAACAUCCGGGAUCUGGUUCGGCGCUGCAUCACUCGGACCAGCCAGGUCCUGGCCAUCCUGAUGGACGUGUUCACGGAUGUGGAGAUCUUCUGUGACAUUCUGGAAGCGGCCAACAAGCGCGGCGUGUUCGUCUGUGUGCUCCUGGACCAGGGAGGCGUGGAGCUCUUCCAGGAGAUGUGUGACAAAGUGCAGGUCUCCGACAGCCACCUCAAGAACAUUUCCAUCCGGAGCGUGGAAGGGGAGGUGUAUUGCGCCAAAUCAGGCAGGAAGUUUGCCGGCCAAAUCCGGGAGAAGUUCAUCAUCUCGGACUGGAGAUACGUCUUGGCGGGGUCCUACAGCUUCACCUGGCUGUGCGGACACGCCCACCGCAACAUCCUCUCCAAGUUCACGGGCCAGGCGGUGGAGCUGUUCGACGCGGAGUUCCACCACCUCUACGCCCGCUCCAAGCCCGUGCUGGGGCUCAAGUCCCCGAGGCUGGCCACGGCCCUCCGGCCUAGGGGGGCGGCCGCGCCCCCACCCACCCGCCUGAGUGACAGCAGCCGCUCGACUAGCGACCGAACGCCCUCCAACCCCUUCAGCAGCCCAUCGACCCGGAGCUUGUCUGCAUCCUCCGGGCCCAGCAGUCCCCAGGCCCCAACCCCCCCUGCGGCAGCACCCAGGCUCCAGCCGGGCCACGGCCCCUGGGGGGCCCUUCUAGCCCAGAGCCCCAGCCGGCCGGCCCUGCACUGCAACCUCCACAGCUACGGGCCCACGAGGCUGCAGCUGGAGCAGCUGGGCCUGGUGCCCAGGCUCACACACGCCUGGAGGCCCCUUCUGCAGGCCUCCCCGUACUUCUGA
Molecule: messenger RNA, 1272 nt
Organism: Echinops telfairi (small Madagascar hedgehog)
Lineage: Eukaryota; Metazoa; Chordata; Mammalia; Afrosoricida; Tenrecidae
Gene: SACK1A
Product: family with sequence similarity 83 member A
Exons: 4
Coding region: 1-1272 (423 amino acids)
Biological process (GO): epidermal growth factor receptor signaling pathway
Source: RefSeq, a predicted model, not a curated record